This is a messenger RNA of Symbiodinium pilosum, 402 nucleotides long. NCBI's taxonomy places the organism in Eukaryota, Dinophyceae, Suessiales, Symbiodiniaceae. The record is from the annotation of a GenBank genome assembly.
AUGACUUACCAGCUGGUGGUAGAGCAUCCAACCACACAAACGCUAGAUCCAGACCGCAAGAGGAUGACCCACACAGAUGCAGAGAAAGCAGCCCAGAGAGUGCGGGAUGGUUUCGCAUUUGUUGGUAUUACAGAGGAGUGGAGCUUGUCAAUUUGUCUGUUCCACAAGAUGUUUGGAGGAAGUUGCCAACAGUCCGACUUCACAGACACCCGGCCUUCAGCUCCUGGGAAGUCUGCCAACGUGGCCUACGAUACAUCGGAGCUCAUGGGGUGGCAUGAUGACGUUGAUGAGGUGGUGUAUGCUGCCGCCUUUGACGUGUUCCGCACAAAUCUGAUGUUAUUCAACGUGUCGCACAGCACAUGCCAGGAGUGUUACAGCCGAGGGGGAGUGACUGCAUACUGA